UUGACAACUCCAAGCACAAACACCCAUGUUCUUCGUACCAAUAUAUAUAUAUAUAUAUAUAUAUAAAUUGUAAUUCUCAUCCCCUUGUUUCCUCUUUUUGUUCUUCUCUUCCUCUUAAAGCCAAAAAAAAAUUAAAAAAAAGAUUUUUUAAAUUUAUUUAAUUUUUUUAUAAAAUUCUCCUUGUCUCUCUCUUGAAAUUUUCUUUCAAUAAGGUACUGAUAUGAUUCCUUAUGGAUGUACCAAUUAAGAUAUGUACUACUAACUUUUAAGAUACUUUUGUUCUUGUUUUGGGGUAUUUUUUUUUUUCCAAUAUUUUUUACUUAUUUUUAUGUAAAUUUGUUGAAAAAAUUUCAAAAAUUUGAAGAAAGUAUGAAUCUUGGUGUUGGGUCAGUGGUGAAAACCAUGUCUGGUGCUAGUUGUAGUGUUUCUUGGAAAUCCGGUGGUAGUGAUAAAGUUUCCGACCAGUUUCCGGCAGGUUUAAGAGUGCUUGUUGUAGAUGAUGAUCCUACUUGUUUAAUGAUCUUGGAGAAGAUGCUUAGGAAUUGUCACUAUGAAGUCACCAAGUCUAAUCGAGCGGAGCAUGCAUUAUCAAUGCUCCGGGAAAACAGAAAUGGAUUUGACAUUGUUAUAAGUGAUGUGCACAUGCCAGACAUGGAUGGUUUCAAACUUCUUGAGCAUGUUGGUCUGGAAAUGGACCUCCCUGUUAUAAUGAUGUCUGCGGAUGACAGUAAGGAUGUUGUUAUGAAAGGUGUUACUCAUGGAGCAUGUGAUUAUCUGAUCAAACCGGUGCGUAUUGAGGCUUUGAAGAACAUUUGGCAACAUGUGAUUCGUAAAAAGAAGCACGAGUUGAAGGACAAAGAUUUUGAUCAAUCAACAAGCGUGGAAGAUGGAGAUCAACAACAGAAACCUCCAGAAGAUGUUGAUUAUUCAUCUUCAGCUAAUGAAGGGAACUGGAAAAGCUCAAAGAGAAGAAAGGAGGAAGAAGAUGAAACUGAAGAAAGGGAUGAUUUAUCUACAUCAAAGAAGCCACGCGUAGUUUGGUCGGUGGAGCUUCAUCAACAGUUUGUACAAGCUGUCAACCAACUUGGAAUUGACAAGGCUGUUCCCAAGAAAAUUCUUGAGCUGAUGAAUGUUCCUGGGCUAACCAGAGAAAAUGUUGCUAGCCACCUACAGAAAUAUCGGCUGUACCUAAGGAGGUUGAGUGGUGUAUCACAGCAUCAGAAUGGACUGAAUAACUCAUUCAUGGGACACCCGGAAGCAGCAUAUGGGACGAUGACUUCUUUCAAUGGGCUAGAGCUUCAAGCUUUAGCUGCCACGGGUCAACUGCCCGCACAAAGUCUUGCUACCCUCCAGGCGGCUGCACUAGGUAGGUCUGCGACAAAAUCUGCAAUAUCUAUGCCUCUAGUAGAUCAAAGAAACCUUUUCAGCUUUGAAAAUCCCAAGUUGAGAUUUUCCGAGGGACAACAACAAUUAAAUAAUAGCAAGAAGCAAAUUAACUUGCUUCAUGGGAUCCCAACAACCAUGGAACCGAAGCAGCUGGCUGAUUUGCACCAGUCCUCACAGUCCUUUGUGGCUAUGAAUAUGCAAGGGAAUGCUAGAAUGCAACAAAACAACGCUCUACUAAUGCAUAUGUCUCAACAACAACAACAAUCGUCUAGGGCUCAAAUGCUAAAUGAAACCAAUAAUGGUCAAGUUUCACGGCCGCCAUUGUCCAUGUCACAACCUGCUGCAGUCUUAUCACGAAAUAGCAUUGUUGACAACGUACGAGGGCCAAUAUACAAUCCAGUCUCCCAAACAUCUUCAAUGGUAGAUUUUUCGCUGAAUCAAACUACAGAGUUGCAAAACAACAGUUUUCCUCUUGUGAGUAGUAAUUCAGGAAUGUCAACUCUGACAUCUAAAAGAUUGCUUCAGGAAGAAGUUAACUCUGAUAUUAAAGGAUCUAGAGGAUUCCCUCCUGGUUACGAUAUAUUUGAAGAGUUGCAUCAGCAAAAAACGCCGGAUUGGGGUUUACCGAAUAUCGGAUCAAACUUCGGUGCCUCUGAUCAUUCAAGUAUACCAGGAACUCUAGAUGUCUCACCGUCCAUGUUAGUUCAACAAGGUAUUUCUUCAAUGAAGAAGAAUGGACUAAAUGGAAAUUCUCCUAUGGGUGGACCGCAACUUAACCUAUUUUCUGGCGGAAAUUUGCUUCCUGUUAAAGCUGAACAACUUCCUGAUACGAGCUAUCAAAAUACAUUUUUUCCGGAGCAAUUUGGACAGGAUGAUCUCAUGAGUGCCCUUCUGAAGCAGCAAGAAAGUGUCGGACAAGUUGAAACUGAAUUUGGCUUUGAUGGAUAUUCACCAUUGGACAAUCUUCCUGUGUAAGACGCGAAAAGAGCGUAGUUGCUGUAAGCUUACGCUUUGUAACAUAUAAUUCUGAGUCACUAGUGUACAUAGUUGUCUUUACAGCUGAA
Messenger RNA from Solanum verrucosum, 2450 nucleotides. RefSeq names its product two-component response regulator ARR2-like. NCBI's taxonomy places the organism in Eukaryota, Viridiplantae, Streptophyta, Magnoliopsida, Solanales, Solanaceae. Gene Ontology annotation, molecular function: DNA-binding transcription factor activity; DNA binding. Gene Ontology annotation, biological process: cytokinin-activated signaling pathway; phosphorelay signal transduction system. The transcript has 6 exons. Bases 235 to 2361 code for a protein of 708 amino acids. The record is from RefSeq and is a predicted model, not a curated record.